Molecule: messenger RNA, 528 nt
Organism: Otolemur garnettii (small-eared galago)
Lineage: Eukaryota; Metazoa; Chordata; Mammalia; Primates; Galagidae
Product: 60S ribosomal protein L11-like
Biological process (GO): translation
Cellular component (GO): ribosome; cytosolic large ribosomal subunit
Molecular function (GO): structural constituent of ribosome; RNA binding
Source: RefSeq, a predicted model, not a curated record
AUGUCAGAUGACGCACAGGAUCAAGGUGAAAGGAGAACCUUGUGUGGGAACUCACCCAUCCACAAGCUCUGCCUCAACGUCUGUGUGGGGGAGAGUGGAGAUGGAGCGACACGGGCAGCCAAGCUGCUGGAGCAGCUCACAGGCCAGACCCCUGUGUUUUCCAGGGCUAGAUACACCGUCAGAUCCUUUGGCAUAGGGAGACCUGAGAAAAUUGCAAUCUACUGCGCAGUCAGGGGGGCCGAGGCAGAAGAAAUCCUGGAGAAAAUUCUAAAGGUACAAAAGUAUGAAUUAAGAAAAAAUAAUUUCUCAGAUACUAGAAAUUUUGUGAUCCAGGAGCACAUCAUUCUGGGUAUCAAAUUUGACCCAAGCAUUGGUAUCCGUGGCCUGGACCUCUAUGUGGUGCUGGGUGGGCCAGGUUUCAACAUGGCAGACAAGAAGGGCAGGACAGGCUGCACUGGGGCGGAACAACUGAGCAAAGAGGAAGCCAUCCAGCAGAAGUGUGACAGGAUCAUCCUCCCUGGCAAAUAA